UCAAUGUCUUCCGUUUCGAACGAAUCACGAUUCCCAUUCACUGCUCCUUUGCUGUUCCCAUUAUCCCACCACGGUGAUGAGCGUUGACGAAGCUGUUCUUCCUCCUCCUCCUGAUUUGCAACCCUAGCUCUCGUUUCAGGCUGGGUUCAAUAUUGUGAAAGCUCCUGAAUUCUUUACUUGAUCUAUUGAAGCUAACGCGGAUUGGCACAAGAUUACAUUCUAUUGCCCUUGUUUUUGCUUCUCUCUUCAUCAGCUAUUAGCUUCAGAACAUAGGUACUCUCAGAUUCUUUCCUUAAUCCGUCAAGCAAUAGUUGCAUCCUUAGGUGGAAUUUGGGUUUCUGAAGGACCCAGAGUUCGGAAGGUAUUUUGAAAGUAUUAUGGUUUUAUAGAGUUCUGUGAGGCUUGGGCGAUGGAGGAAAAAACUGAGGAGGAAAAAACUGAGGAUUAUCUUUUCAAGAUUGUUUUAGUUGGUGAUUCAGCCGUGGGAAAAUCGAAUCUACUCGCUAGAUUUGCUAGAGAUGAAUUUUACCCUAAUUCAAAAUCAACUAUUGGAGUGGAGUUCCAAACCCAAAAGAUGGAAAUAAAUGGAAAGGAAAUCAAAGCUCAAAUAUGGGAUACAGCUGGUCAAGAGCGAUUUAGGGCUGUUACAUCUGCAUAUUAUAGAGGAGCUGUUGGAGCUCUCCUGGUAUACGACAUUAGUAGGCGCCAGACCUUUGACAGCAUUGGGAGAUGGCUGAAUGAACUUCACACUCAUUCUGACAUGAACGUAGUAACCAUACUGGUUGGCAACAAGUCUGAUCUGAAGGAUGCUAGAGAUGUAUCUACAUCUGAAGGCAAGUCUUUGGCAGAAGCUCAGGGUCUGUUCUUUAUUGAAACCUCCGCCCUCGAUUCCUCGAAUGUGACGAACGCGUUUCAGACGGUUGUGAAAGAGAUCUACAACAUAUUGAGCCGAAAAGUUAUGAUAUCUCAAGAACUUAACAAGCAGGAUGUUAGCUGGAUGGAGGAUGGAAAGACGACUGUAGUUAUACAGGGAGAGGAGGAGCAAGUAGUUGAAGAGCCCAAACAAGGUGGUGGGUGCUGCUGAUCCCAAGUAAUUUACUUAUAUAAUAUUGGAAUCCCUUCUCUCAUUUAUUCUCUGCUCAUUAUAUAGUAUCAUCUUCUUCUUCUCCAUCUGGUUGAAUUUUCUUCAGUCACUGAAUCUGCUUUCCAUUUCUUUCUUCUUCUUCUUCUUCUGCAAUUCUGGGUAACAUUGAUUUGAUGAUGUGUACUCGCAUGACUGAUGGAUUACAGAAACAUGGGGCGGAAUUGAAAAGUGUAAAUGUGACCUGGAAGGGUUUAAUUUUCAAAAGUAAUCUUGAAUCAUUCAUGUUUA
Cucurbita moschata (crookneck pumpkin) is the source of this 1372-nucleotide messenger RNA. Its product is annotated as ras-related protein RABA5a-like. The transcript has 4 exons. Gene Ontology annotation, molecular function: GTPase activity; GTP binding. Gene Ontology annotation, cellular component: endosome. The record is from RefSeq and is a predicted model, not a curated record. Lineage: Eukaryota; Viridiplantae; Streptophyta; Magnoliopsida; Cucurbitales; Cucurbitaceae. The coding region runs from base 410 to 1084 and encodes 224 amino acids.